This is a messenger RNA of Melospiza georgiana, 3550 nucleotides long. RefSeq lists its product as uncharacterized. Lineage: Eukaryota; Metazoa; Chordata; Aves; Passeriformes; Passerellidae. The transcript has 18 exons. Gene Ontology annotation, molecular function: zinc ion binding; protein binding. The record is from RefSeq and is a predicted model, not a curated record. Bases 1 to 3525 code for a protein of 1174 amino acids.
AUGGCUGAGGAGGUCCUGGCUCUGCGAGAGCAGCUGUUGGCCGAGGCCACCUGCCCGUUGUGCCUGGAUGUGUUCGAGCAGCCCGUGCUCACGGCGUGCGGGCACAGCUUCUGCGGGCAGUGCCUGGCGGCCGUGCUGGGGGACCCCCCGCGCCCCGCCGCCUGCCCGCAGUGCCGCGCCCCGCUGGAGCCGGGCUCGCAGCGCCCCAUCCGCUCCCUGGGCAACGUGGCCGGGCUGGCCCGGUCCCUGGAGGAGGUGGCGGCGCGGCCGCGGUGCCCCCAGCACGGCGAGGCCCUGGCGCUGUUCUGCGAUCCCUGCGCCGCCCUGCUCUGCGCGCCCUGCCGGGACGGGCCCGAGCACCGCGGGCACCGUGUCCGCCCCGCCGAAGAGGCCGCCCGGGAGCUGCAGAAGAAAGUCCGGAGAAACCUGCUUUAUUUACAAGGAGAGAAGAAAAAAUUGAAUCACAGGGGAGACCAGAAAAGUGAAGACCUGCAGCAGCCGUGUCCCUGCGGGGGCAGCCGGAGCCUGGCUGGGCUCAGGGCCUCCGUGCGGUGCCUUGCAGGUGACAGUGAGCUGGAGCAGAUGUCCCAUGAGCUGGUCAGUAAGAGCGAGGAAUACAGGCACAGGGUUUUGGAGAGGCAGUCGCUGCUGGACACGGUGAUUGCGCAGAUCCAGGAGAAGCGGGAGCAGCCGGCGGUCGAGUUCCUCAAGGAUGUUGGCACAAUCCUGAGCAGCUGUGAGGCAGCCAAGGCCCCGAUCCCAGAGCCAGUUUCCCCAGAGCUUCAGAAGAGCAUUCAGAGCCUCACUUGGAAGAGCCAGCAGGUAGUGGACAUGGUGGAUAAAUUCAGAGUGAACCUGCGGAGUGAGAUAGACUGGGGCAUAAGGGAGCAGGUGACACUGGACCCAGAGACAGCGAAUCCUCACCUGAUCCUCUCAAAGAACUGCAAAACCGUCAGGUUAGGAGCUGAAGAACAAAAUGUCACUGACACCCCCAAGAGAUUCACGCAUUGGUGCAGUGUCUUGGGCACCCUGGGGUUCACAUCUGGGAGGCAUUACUGGGACGUGGAGGUUGGAGAAGAGGGCUGGUGGGCCGUGGGGGUUGCCCUGGAGUCCGUGCCCAGGAAGGAGCUACUCGCUCUGCAUGGAUCUGAGAAGGUCUGGGCCCUUCAGGAGGACUGGAGGGGCCAGUACAGUACAAUCUCCAAGACUCCACACCCGCUGGCACUCAGGGAAAAUCUCCAGAGAAUCAGGGUCUGCCUGGACUAUGAAAUGGGCCGAGUGACUUUCUACGAUGCAAAGGAUCUGAGGCAGAUCUUGCAGUUGGAGGCCACCUUCACUGAGAAAGUCUUCCCAUAUUUUUUGCUCUAUUUACAAGAAACUCAGGUCCGGGGAGUUUUUAAAAGCCCGAAAGCAGCUGGAAUUCGCCAAGUAGAGAUCCACGGUGUUAAAGUGAUAGCGAAAAUCACCACUCAGCAGAAAAUGGCUCUCGUGGCGGCACGGGCAGUCGAAGCACCUUUCCCGUGCCGCGGGCGGCUGGGGGCAGGAGGAAAUCACCAUUUAGCGGAAAAUGACGCUCGGAGGCGGCGGGGGCCGUGGGUAGCGGAGGGGCGGCCAGCGGCGGCUUUCGCCGAAUGCGCGGAGCUCCCGGCCGGGGACCGCGCGUACCGCACGGGCGGCAGCGAGCCGGGAGCCCCUGGCGCGGUGCCUGCCGGCAGCUCCGAGCCAACGGAGCGGGGCUGCGGCCCUCGGACGCACCGGAGCCCAGGGCUGCCGCUAGCAAAGGCUGCCCGCAUGGACCAGGGCGCUUCGGAGGCGCGGGAGCACCGGCGCCGAGAGCCUUUGAGCUUUGGGCGGCGGAGCCCAGAGCCGCGGCUCUCGGUGCCCAGCCUGGCGGCAGUGCCGCGGGACGUGUCCAGCGCAGAGCCACAGCCCAGCACGGCGGGGCUGAGCAAACGCGGAGCGGGAGCGGAGCGGGGCAAGGACCGGCGGCCAGCCCGGGCCGAGCGCGUCUGCCCCGCGGCGGUGCGCUGCGGCUGGCUCCAGUAUGACUAUGUUGGAGCGGUCCCGACCGCGGGCCGCUUCCUCCUCGGCAGCUUCCGUCUAUUCCACUCCAUCGCGGCCAUGGCUGAGGAGGUCCUGGCUCUGCGAGAGCAGCUGUUGGCCGAGGCCACCUGCCCGUUGUGCCUGGAUGUGUUCGAGCAGCCCGUGCUCACGGCGUGCGGGCACAGCUUCUGCGGGCAGUGCCUGGCGGCCGUGCUGGGGGACCCCCCGCGCCCCGCCGCCUGCCCGCAGUGCCGCGCCCCGCUGGAGCCGGGCUCGCAGCGCCCCAUCCGCUCCCUGGGCAACGUGGCCGGGCUGGCCCGGUCCCUGGAGGAGGUGGCGGCGCGGCCGCGGUGCCCCCAGCACGGCAAGGCCCUGGCGCUGUUCUGCGAGCCCUGCGCCGCCCUGCUCUGCGCGCCCUGCCGGGACGGGCCCGAGCACCGCGGGCACCGUGUCCGCCCCGCCGAAGAGGCCGCCCGGGAGCUGCAGGAGACACUCCAGAGAAACCUGCUUUCUUUGCAAGAACAGAAGGAAAAGUUGAAGAGCAGAGGAGACCGGAAAAGUGAACACCCGCAGGUGACAGUGAUAUUGGAGUUGCGGCGUGCAAUUCAGACAUACGAGGAGCUGCAGCAGUGCCUGGAGGAGCAGAAGAAAUUCGUGCAGGUCCAGCUGGUGCAGAUGUCCCAUGAACUGGUCAGUAAGAGUGAGGAAUACACGCGCAGGGUUUUGGAGAGGCAGUCGCUGCUGGACACGGUGAUUGCGCAGAUCCAGGAGAAGCGGGAGCAGCCGGCGGUCGAGUUCCUCAAGGAUGUUGGCACAAUCCUGAGCAGCUGUGAGGCAGUCAUGGCCCCGAUCCCAGUCUCCCCAGAGCUGCAGAAGAGCAUUCAGAGCCACUAUCAGAAGAGCAAACAACUCAUGGCCAUGGUGGAUAAAUUCAGAGUGAACAUGUGUCACAAGAUAGACUGGCAAAGGGAGCAGGUGACGCUGGACCCAGAGACAGCGCAUCCUCGCCUGCUGCUCUCGGACGCAAACAAAGCCGUCUGGUUCAGAAAUGAAGAACAAAACCUCCUUGACACCCCCAAGAGGUUCACAGGCAGCCUCAGCGUCCUGGGCUCCCAGGGAUUCACAUCUGGGAGGCAUUACUGGGAGGUGGAGGUCAGACAAAAGGGCAGCUGGGCCGUGGGGGUGGCCCUGGAGUCCGUGCCCAGGAAGGAGCCAAUCUACCAUGGCAGCUCUGAAAAGACCUGGGUGCUGCAACUGGACUGGGGCCACUACAGCGCACAAUCUAUGUCCACCGACUGGCUGGUAGUCAAGAAAAAGCUCAAGAGAAUCAGGGUCUGCCUGCACUAUGAAAUGGGCCUAGUGACCUUCUACAAUGCAAAGAAUAUGAUGCAGAUCUUCCAGUUUAAGGCCACCUUCACUGAGAAAGUCUUCCCAUAUUUUUCGGUCUCCUCAAAAGGAACCCACAUCCGGGUGUGUCACUGACAGGGUGGGAUGGCUGCCGGGCCCC